AUGGAAAGCGCCGAAAUUGUAAAGUCCGUCAGCGGUUUUACAUGCCUCUGGGCGUUAUUAUUCUUCGCGGCUCCUUUUGUCUUCCGAAAAUGCGCCUUCUCCUCGGAGAUUUAUCAAAAGCUCUCAAAGCACAAAAAAGUGGAUCUUUGCCUCCGUGCGUCUUCAAUUUGCGCCGCCUCCUGCGCCUGGAGCUUUGCUGGAUAUAACUUGCUGUACAAAUUAAGGGCGGAUGACCCUCUAAAUGAGCCGAACGAUUUCGCUUCGAUUCCUCUAUUAUUUAUGACUGGUUUCUUUACGCUUGACACAAUUGUGUGUAUCUACCUCCGCGAAGAAUACGGUGCUGCUACAUACCAAUAUUUCGGCCAUCAUUUCGUCGCUAUUGUUGGAUUUUACAACGCUCUUCGAUACCAAGAAUGUCUUUGGUUUGCCAACUACCGCCUUCUGUCCGAACUCUCGACCCCGCUCAUAAAUAUCAGGGCGAUCAUGAACGCCUUCGACCUCAAGGAGAAGUAUUCAAGCCUCUAUUCUGCCAAUCGAGUCUUCACCAUGCUUGCCUUUUUCACCUCCCGAAUUGCCACCAUUCCCUAUUUCUGGAUCCACUCCUACAGAAGAUACGACGAUCUCUUGAACUGCGACUGGAAGAUCAUCGCCAUGCUCUUCCUCUCAGGAGUUGUACUUGAUUUCUUAAACAUACAGUGGUUCGUCCUUAUCCUCAAAAUCGCUUCCGUCGAGUUCAAAAAGAUCCCCAAAAUCGCCAAGGAGAAAACAGAGACGCUCAAAAUCUCGCUCCGAGAAAAGAAAGACAAUGUUUAUCAGACGAUUCAAACAGCGAAAACCGACUUCCGGGAAAAUGUCUCUUACCGAAUCAACCGAGUACGAAGACGACUAUCAGCUCUACGCCCCGAAUAA
This is a messenger RNA of Oikopleura dioica, 909 nucleotides long. The record is from the annotation of a GenBank genome assembly. Lineage: Eukaryota; Metazoa; Chordata; Appendicularia; Copelata; Oikopleuridae.